This is a messenger RNA of Anopheles coustani, 634 nucleotides long. Its product is annotated as transmembrane protein 242. The coding region runs from base 59 to 520 and encodes 153 amino acids. The record is from RefSeq and is a predicted model, not a curated record. The transcript is spliced from 3 exons. NCBI's taxonomy places the organism in Eukaryota, Metazoa, Arthropoda, Insecta, Diptera, Culicidae.
CUUACAUAAAUUUAGCUGAUAUUCUGUAGAUUCUGUGAUACUUCAUCAGAAUUCUACGAUGGGAUCAACAGCAGUGGAACAAGAAAAUAGAUUAGCUCCUACAAUGGAGCUAUCCGAGGACGAAAGGAAAUUUCGCUAUCGAGCGGGAGCAUUUUUAGCAACAGUCGGUGCAACGUCGGCGAUUGCCGGAUUCAGUAAAGCAAUCAUGUCCGCGAAAAAAUCUGAUCCUAAAUACUUCGACAAAGGACUUCACGGAAGCAUAGCCCUGCACGAAGCCGGUACCAGCUUGGCACUGCGGGCACUCGGCUGGGGCACACUGUACGCCAUACUCGGCACGGGAACGAUCUGUUUCGGCAUUUGGAAGCUGAGCGGUGCAAAGGACAUGAAGGAAUUUCGUGAAUCAGUGGGUAGAGUGUUCCCAAGAGUGCCGAAGAAUGAUCCACCAAAAAGUCGUACGGAGUUCGAAGGGCUUACCGAUCUCAUGCAGUACCUAUCGACUUGGGGAAAGGAUGAAAAAUAGUUUUUACUGGGUUACUAGUCACUUAUAACAUGGUUCAGCGAGAAAAGCAACGAUCGAAAGGUGCUGCCAUAAACCUGUAAAUACAACACAAUGCAGUUGUUUUAUUCCUAAAAA